AUGACCUCUGCUUCACCCGAUAUCUUCUCGCUGCCGAUUUCGACGGCUGCUCCACCGGCAAUGUUCCACCGCCAGAACCACGCAGUGACCCCCCAGGGUUGCUCGAUUGGCGCUCCCAUUCAAACCAACAACUUUUCCAACAACCUCACUCUCGAUGACCAACUGUGCCCGGUUUGGACGCAGCCGUACUCGCUCUGGUACGCCCAGGACCCGGAUCUGGAUGUGGGCUUGGCAUUCAACCACACGACAGCGCAGCAGCGUGUGUUCGGGCCAGACUCGGCAGCCAACCCCGUUCAGUUCUACUUCAACCCGCCGCGGAUUAAGUCGUUUGUGCUCAGUGGUGAGGGUUUCCAAGGAAACGUGGCCUUGCGCCUAGAGAACCACCAUAAAAUGUCGGUCAUGGUCAAGAUUGUGCUUGGCAACGAUGAAAAUAAGAGCUUGCUGGCCCCGUUGGUCCAGGGAAUGGGCUUUAUCACCGCCAUUUACAACAAUAUCGUGCCUGUGGUUGUUUCGCCCGUAGGCGUGGCCUCCUUCACCGAACAAGUGGCACCGCCAGGCUUGACCAAGUACAGGGUCCAGUUGUUCAACCAGGUGGUCUGGAGCAUGUACGUAGUGGGAUCCGUCUCAUUUGCCUUGCGAGACCCGAACCACAUUGUUGCUAGUGGAAUAGCCCAGGGCGUCACCGUGCAGUUCUGUUCGGGCGAAUCCCAGUACUACGACCAGACCGCUGGCUGCUACCCCGUGGAGUGUCACACCUCUGCAACACUCACUCACAACGACAGGUGUGUGUACAGCUUCAAUUACCUCUUGCAGGGCCGGUCGGUUUCCCAAGCGUCCUUGGUGUGGGCAUUCCCGCACCACGUAGAGGCCGCCACCGAGGAAACCACACGCGCCAAGGUGGCUUUGACGUUGGAUUCGACCACCAAGGGCCCUAUGAGUGCCUUCAUCACCAGUCAGCUCUCCAUGGAGGAGGCGUUGCCCGUUUCAAUUGGAAUGGAACCGUGGAGUGCCAUUCCGGGAUUUACUGGCGCAACGUACUCAGAGCAAGCCUUGGCCAAGAUCAGAGCAGCGGCGGAAAAGGAUGUGGCUCAGGACGUGGUGACCAUGGCCAACAUCGACUCGAUGUACACGUCGGGUAAAAUCUUGGACCGCUUCGCGUACAUCUUGUAUGUCUGCCACUACGUGCUUAAGGACAGCAGCCUCACGUCUCAGCUUCUCCCUAAGCUCAAGCAGGCGGCGGAGAUUUUCAGCACCAACCACCAACAGUUCCCGCUCGCAUACGACGAAACUUGGAAGGGGUUGGUUUCAUCAGCCGAGCCGGGGGCAGACUUUGGGAACGCCAACUACAACGACCACCACUUCCACUACGGCUACCACAUCCACGCGUUUGCCUUGAUCGGCACCGUAGACCGUGACCUCGGCGGUGCAUGGACCUCUUGCGUCAACGAUUACAUCACCACCAUGCUCCGAGAUGUAGCGAACCCAUCGGAGGCCGAUGUCCACUUCCCCGUCAGCCGCAGCUUUGACUUUUUCCACGGUCACUCGUUUGCGCACGGCAUCUUUGCCCUGGGAGACGGCAAGGACGAGGAGUCCAGCUCCGAAGACUACCAUUUUGCCUAUGGAAUGAAGCUCUGGGCACAGUUAGUCGGAGAUGCGAACAUGGAAGCGCGGGCCAACUUGAUGUUGAGCAUCCUGCGGCGCUCGAUGAACAUGCACAUGUUGUUCAGCGACGACAACACCGUCCAGCCGGCCAAUUUUAUCAAGAACAAAUGCGCCGGGAUCACGUUUGAGAACAAGGUCGACUUCAGCACGUACUUCGGUCGCGGCUCCAUCGAAAACGAGUGGAUCCACGGGAUCCACAUGCUCCCCACCACACCGGUAUCGUCUUAUGUGCGCGGCCCAACGUUUGUGAAGGAGGAGUGGGACCAAAUCUUGGGGCGGAUAAUCGACCGCAUCGACGACGGCUGGAGAGGCAUCUUGAUGCUCAACUAUGCGUGUUGCAAUCCGCGCGCGGCCUACGCGUUUUUCGCGGGGGAUAGCUUCGAGCAGCGCUGGUUGGACAACGGCCAGUCAUUGACGUGGUGCUUGACGUACUGCGCUGGCGUUGGCGGGGCGUAA
Messenger RNA from Babjeviella inositovora NRRL Y-12698, 2118 nucleotides. Its product is annotated as glucan endo-1,3-beta-D-glucosidase. Gene Ontology annotation, molecular function: endo-1,3(4)-beta-glucanase activity; glucan endo-1,3-beta-D-glucosidase activity. NCBI's taxonomy places the organism in Eukaryota, Fungi, Ascomycota, Pichiomycetes, Serinales. Gene Ontology annotation, cellular component: cell surface. The record is from RefSeq and is a predicted model, not a curated record. Bases 1 to 2118 code for a protein of 705 amino acids. The transcript has a single exon.